CGGCGGGCGGUGCCGUGGCCGAAUCCCGGGGCGGAGGGCAGCAGGGAGGCCGGGCUGGCCUGGAGGGCUCUGGAGCCGAGGGCGCGCAGCGUGAACGCCUCGGAACCCCUUCGGCGGAGCGCGGAGCUCCCGUCGGCCGCCCGGGGAAGCAGCUGGGGCUGGGGAGUCCCGGCUGGCCGUGGAUUCCUCCGGGCGCCUCCUUUGUCUGAGGAAAGCAAGAGAAGGGGGAACCAACUGGGAAGGCUCGGAUGGGAAAUGAGGCCGUGGAAGCGAUUUUUAACCGUUGCUGGUUACUGUGAAUCGGUCUUGCGCCCAUCCUGAAAGGUUCCUCCCCCGGGCGGGCUGUCAGAGAUGUGGCUUCCGAGGCUCUUUCCUCGGGCGGGCCUAUUUUCCAAUGAAACAGAUCGAGACAGGAAGAUCAUUUUAUUAAAUUUGAACCUUCUGCCCAAAACCGAUUCUUUCGUUCAAAGAGGGAACCCAAAGACCAGCUCUCGGUCCCUUUGAUCAAAGAAAAUGCAAGAGAAGAGUUGAUUGAACAGAGCAAAAAUAACCCCUCCUUUGCACUGUAAAUCAGGUACAUGGAGUUAAACAUUGCAUGUGACAACACAUAUGUCCAUUUAAAUGAGGUCUGACAAAAGUGUGGGUGUAAAAUUUGUUAGGGUUAGUCAAAUUAAAUACAAAAUAACCAUGUUAGUUAGCAAGUACAACAAUACUACAAAGUCAAUGUUGGUACUACAAAAUCCAUCCUUUGUAGCCCUCAGCCCAAAACAUGAACCACUCUAUCUAAAUCACUGGUCACUGGUGAGAAAGAGCCCUUGCCUCAGAUUUAGGUGCCUUGCUCCCCUGGAGAAAUCAUCAUCUCGAAGGAGGUGGGCAGGGCUGUUUAAUAAACAGCCCUGUUUAUUAAAUUAAUUUAAUUUAAUAAAGAAGCUGUUUAAUUUGCUGUGCAAACUCUCUCAGCCCUACAUGCCCUUCCCCUAAAAUUCCAUAAAGGGAGGUGGCUGGAGUCAGUCUUUAAGCAUCUUAAAGUCUUGCUUCAACAAGAUAAGGCUGCAUAUAAAUUUAAUAAAUCAAUAAAUAAGGCUCCCCGACUUCAUUCCAAACUUUGCAAAUGACACCAGACUCCCUGUUUCUUCCAAGAUUUAACUGAUGCUCCAUGGCAUUUAACCUGUUUCUGAGUACAUGUUAAGCCAUGGUUUUCACCAGUGUAGUUUACAGAAUGAAUCCCUAUUAACUGGGUUUAAGGGAUAAAUUAAGUCAUAAAUUAUGGGCUGUAAACUAAGAAGGCUGGUUUAAUAAUCCAUGCAUAAAACGAACACUUUGAUUAUGGUUAAGUUGGUAAUAAAAAACCUCCAACUCCUUGAGAUGCUUGUUUUCUGCACAUGAGGAGCUAACAGGUCACAAAAUAGUUGGCUAUUUUCACAUACCCUGCUCUGUUUCUGUCAUCAUUUUCUCAGUUUCUCUCUUACAAAAGGGUCAGGGGUUGUUUUUCCGCACCUGCCAGCUGGAGCUCAGGGGACCAGAGGGUUCUUUGUGUAUGUGAAUUAUACCACUUCCUUUAAUUGUAUAAGUGCCUCCAUAUCCUGCUGUUUUCUUUAAUCAGCAUUAACAUGAGUGGACUCUUUUUUUCAAUUUUUUUCAAAUUUUAUUAAAGUUCGUUAUACAAUAAAAAGAAAAAAGAAACAAACACUCAGGAGCCUGAGUGGUGUAGGAGGCUAAUGCCUCCUAAGGCAGCAUUUAACAUCCAGCUGCCUGCAAUUACUGCGAGUUCAAUUCUCCCCAGGCUCAAGGUUGACUCAGCCUUCCAUCCUUUCUAAGGUGGGUAAAUUGAGGCCCCGGUUUGUGGGGGCAAUAAGCUGAUUUUGUAUAAAUAUACAAAAGUAUGAAGGCUAUUGCUUAACGCAUUGUAAGCCGCCCUGAGUCUCCGGAGAAGGGCGGCAUAUAAAUCAAAUGAAAAAAAAAGGUAGAGAGAUCAAAGAAGGAAAAAAAGAGGUGAAAAGAGAAAGACAAAAAGUAGUGACUUUUCCCAACUUUUUUCAGUGCAGUAACAUAAAAAAAAUUACAUCUUCAAUCUUUUUGUUUUACAAUUACUAUAUAUUUCAAUCCAUUUCUAUAACAACAAAGUCAUUCUACUUAUCAAAACCUAAAAUCAAAGUUUCAGUGUUUUCAUUUUUGAACAAAAAGCCCAGAAGUGGUUGCCAGCGUGGACUUGCCUGUUUAGGCAACAUUCCUAGUCCUCAUUGUCCUUCUGUUCCAGGGCCUGUGAGGCUUUCCUCAAGUAUGGAAUUCAAUGCAGGGCUUUCCAAAGUCAUUGCUCGAUGGUAACUUUUGCGUGGCCUCCUCCAUUUUGCUUGCUCCUCUCUUACAGGUUGGGUGGCUGAGAGGGAGACCCCACGAUGGAGGAGAGGAAGAAGAAGAGCCCCAAGGCUCACCUCAGCCAACCGGUGCCUGCAAGUGCACUGCGCAAGCUGCCUGGCCCGGCCAGUAAGAGUGCCUCUUUCUCGCUGGGGACACCACACCUCCCAUCUCCGAGGCCAAGAGCCAAGUUUAAGAGAGCAAGCAAGGAGACAUCACGAGUUCCUCAGCUUGGGGGCAAUGCGGGGUCUGUGGUGAGCACCCCCCUGCAGCAUUCGUUCCUGACUGACGUCUCUGAUGUGUAUGAGAUGGAAGGGGGUCUCCUUAACCUGCUGAAUGAUUUCCAUUCAGGGAAGCUGCAAGCUUUUGGCAGAGAAUGUUCUUUUGAGCAGCUGGAACACGUGCGGGAGAUGCAGGAGAAACUUGCCCGCCUGCACUUCAGCCUGGAUGUCUAUGUGGAGGAACUUGUGGAAGAUCAGAAGAAAACCGUGGCUGACAGGAAUCUGGACCAGCUGCUGACCAAUCUGGAAGAACUCAGCAAUUCCAUACAAAAGCUUCACCUGGCUGAAAAUCCUGAUGUGGAAGAAGCUCCCAACGCCUAGAAGAGGCAUCGGGAAGGGCCAGGCCAGCCCCCUUCUGACGAGGCCUCAAGAAAGAUGUCCCACAAGGAUGUCUGGCAGCUGUGGGGAACAGAUGAAUUCCAACAGUAUCAAACGUGAAGGCAACUGGGGAACAUUUGUGCUGAGAUGAUUCUUGAGAACACGAUCUAUCCCUGCAACCCCCACCCCCCUCCAAUCUCCCGGGCUGGGGACGUGCAGAAGAAGGAGCAGGCUGAGCUGCUUGGUUUGCUUGUCGCAGGCUGUCAAGUCAGAAAAGCCUCUUCAGCCGGGAGCCACCGCAGAACCAGAUGGAGAGACCUUCCGCUCAGCAGUGGGGAAGCAGGGAAUUCCAUCCCAGAAACUAUUUGGAUCUUCUAUUAGCCUGUUUCCAGAAGGCUUUGUCUGUUGCUGGAAUUGGGGACGUAACCUUCGUAACCGAUUUCUAGGGAGAAGAGGCCUGCCUUGAGUUCACUCCUAAUUGCGGACUCUGAGCCAUCAAUGUGGUGCCGAGAGCGCUUAAGCCAGGAGUCUUGGUCAUAAAAGAGAAACACAUUUGAAAUCGC
Pantherophis guttatus is the source of this 3517-nucleotide messenger RNA. Lineage: Eukaryota; Metazoa; Chordata; Lepidosauria; Squamata; Colubridae. The record is from RefSeq and is a predicted model, not a curated record.